Molecule: messenger RNA, 501 nt
Organism: Macroventuria anomochaeta
Lineage: Eukaryota; Fungi; Ascomycota; Dothideomycetes; Pleosporales; Didymellaceae
Product: ribonuclease H1 small subunit
Exons: 2
Coding region: 1-501 (166 amino acids)
Biological process (GO): RNA catabolic process
Cellular component (GO): ribonuclease H2 complex
Source: RefSeq, a predicted model, not a curated record
AUGCUCUCAAUACAGAAUGCCAAGUCGAAGAAAUGCACACCAAACCUCCUCCCGGCGCGGAUAAACCACAACGGCCCCAUCAACAGCACACCACGAUACUGGGCGCCGACAACAGAUGAGAAAGGAACACAACACGUCCACUUCCGCGGCCGUCACCUGCACGGCACCACCCUCCCACUCCCAUCAAACUACACCGGCGCCGUGCUAAAUAUCACCGACAAACUCGCCCCACAAACACAAACACGCACACUACCCUCUACAGCCACCGAAUCCACAAACCACGACGACGACGAAGACAUGGAGCAGGAAUUACUCGAGGAAGUCAAGGUCGCCGAGCAAAUCGGCGAGUUCGAUUCCAUCGUGGUAUGGGGCCACGGCGGGGUGGUGGAUGAAGGGUCUGAUAUGUUUGUGCGGGGAGUGAGGGAGUGGGUUGAUUUCGCCGAGGCUCUGCAUUGUGACGAGGAAGAUGGAGUGGAGACGAACGGCGCGAAGCCAUCAUGA